Molecule: messenger RNA, 735 nt
Organism: Acyrthosiphon pisum (pea aphid)
Lineage: Eukaryota; Metazoa; Arthropoda; Insecta; Hemiptera; Aphididae
Product: mesoderm induction early response protein 1-like
Exons: 1
Coding region: 1-735 (244 amino acids)
Biological process (GO): negative regulation of transcription by RNA polymerase II
Cellular component (GO): nucleoplasm
Molecular function (GO): transcription corepressor activity; histone deacetylase binding
Source: RefSeq, a predicted model, not a curated record
AUGUCGAAGCGAGUAACAAACAAUCGCGCUGAUUAUUCUGAUCCUACUGAUGGAAGUGAUUUUGAUAAAGUGAAGAAAAAAUCUAUAAUGGUUGGUAGUGAUUAUCAAGCAAAAAUUCCUGAUGGAUUGUCCAAGUAUGGAGAUUAUCCACCAUACCUAAAUGUUGACAAACUUCUCUGGGACCCUCAUAAUACAUCCAAUGCAGUUAUUGCUGACUAUCAUCACCGUAUUCGUCAAAUUUCUCACGGUGCAAAUAUGUUACCCAAAAGUAAGCAUGUACGAGAUGAUGAAAACGCUUUAUUUUUACUUUUGCAAUGCGGAUCUAAUAUUGAAGAAGCAGUACGUCGAUUAUCAUUAAAUGAUCAAAUGUUUGGUCGAAGAGCCAAGAUGUGGUCAGAAGAAGAAUGCAAAAACUUUGAAAAUGGUAUUCGUCGUUUUAACAAAAACUUCCGUCUGAUUCAACAGCGCAGAGUACCUACAAGAACAGUAGGUGAACUUGUUCAUUUUUAUUAUUUAUGGAAGAAAACAGAAAGGCAUGAUGUGUUUGCUAAUAAAAAACGACUGGUAAAGAAAAAAUAUGCUCUUCAACCAGGUAUUACAUUUUAUGAAGAUGGAGAAAACUCUGUACUUAAUCAAAAGACCAAUCAAGUUGGGAAUUGUUUAAUUUACUCUGAUCCAAAACGUUUAAAACAGAUGGCCACAUCAGGUAUACAUGUCACUCGUGUGGAUAACUAA